Messenger RNA from Nicotiana tabacum (common tobacco), 906 nucleotides. RefSeq lists its product as uncharacterized. Lineage: Eukaryota; Viridiplantae; Streptophyta; Magnoliopsida; Solanales; Solanaceae. The record is from RefSeq and is a predicted model, not a curated record.
AUGCCUGAAACAACCAUCACGUUUACUGGUGAUACGAGCAAUGCUGCAAAACCAGACAACUAUGAUGUCAAUCACCCUUAUCAUCUCAACAACUCUAAUUCACCUGAAAUGACUCUAGUCAACACUAUGUUUGAUGGAAAAGGAUACCUAGGGUGGAGGAGAUCUACUCUCAUGUCUUUGUCAGCCAAGAAGAAACUUGGUUUCAUCAAUGGAGCAUGUCAACCUCCAGAUCUGAAAUCUCCAGACCAUGAACAAUGGAGUUGUGUGAAUGACAUGGUCAUCUCUUGGAUCCUAAAUGCUCUCUCAAAGGAUAUUGCAGACAGUGUGAUAUACUUCAAAACUGCAAAAGAACUUUGGGACAGCUUGGAGCAGAGAUUUGGGAGAUCAAAUGUAGCCAAGCUUUAUCAUCUACAAAAGGAGUUAUCAGGUUUAGCACAGGAAAACAGUGACAUUGCAGCAUACUUCACUAAGCUCAAACGACUGUGGGAUGAAUUAGAUGCUUUAAAUAUUAUCAUAUGUUGUUCAUGUGUUUGUGUUUGUGAAGGAAAGGCAAAGUUGACUAAGUCUCUUGAGGAUCAGAGAUUGAUCCAAUUCCUAAUGGGAUUAAAUGACAUCUAUGCACAAGCAAGAGAAAAUAUCCUCAUGAUGAACCUUUUUUCUAGCAUAGAUGUUGCUUAUUCACUUCUCUUGCAAGAUAAAAAUCAAAGAGAAGUUUAUGCAAAUGCACAUUUUAAUUCUGAAUCAGUAUCAUUCAUGGCAGUUGGAGAGGCCAAGCAGCCUAAUGCACAACUUCUAGCUGAUUUUGCAGCUUUUAUGAUCACAGGACAAGGGAAGAAUUAUCAGAAACUUAGAAGCCAAACACAAAGAGGAGCAGCCAUAUCACCCAAAUAUAACAACUCAGGGUAA